Molecule: messenger RNA, 817 nt
Organism: Colletotrichum scovillei
Lineage: Eukaryota; Fungi; Ascomycota; Sordariomycetes; Glomerellales; Glomerellaceae
Exons: 2
Coding region: 89-712 (207 amino acids)
Source: RefSeq, a predicted model, not a curated record
GCCAAUUCUCCCAUUCGAUCCUGAUUCUCCCUUCGACUUCCCCCCUCCGAUUCUCGCCCACCACAUUACACCAAUCAGUUUCGAAGUAAUGGGAUCCUCUUCCUCAAAGGCCGCGCAAGGCGUAGCUCGCAAAUUCCCGACCCGCGCUCCGGGCGCCGUACCACCACCGUCAACCGCCGCGAGAGCAGCUCCCGCUGCCCCUCCAACGCAGCCUGCGCAGGCCCAGUCACAGGCGAAGACGGCGACACUCAAACCAGAAGAUCUCACAUCCGCCACAACCACAAACCCCGAGGUCACCGCCGAAUUCUCCUCGCGCCUCCGCCAAAUGGGCAUCGUCCAGCCGAACCCAACCUUCUCCUCCACAUCAACAGCCAGCGCCGGCCCCGCUCCCGUCGCAGGCAGCCGCCCCGGUCCGAGUCCUCACGCCGACCUAAUCCAGAACCCGGGCCCCUUGUUCCCGUCAACAUCCCGCAACGCGACGCUCGGCACUCUCGAAGCCCGCCGCCGGCUUCAACAAGAGGCCGAUGCCGAGUUUGACGGGCUCGGACGCAGCAGCAGUGGCGGGAGGGAGUUCUUGGAUCUCAAGACGAUUAUUCAGAUGCACCUGAUGCGCGAGAGGGGACACUCGCCCGCUGAGAUUGAGGCGAGGCUGGAUUUGAAGGCUGGAGUUGUGGCGAGGUUGGGACGUAUUGGGAUCACGUCGCCUGCUUGAGUUGGCAUUCGCGCAGAGAGAGUGUGUUUGUUGGGAAAAGUUGUUGAAGGUGUAUAAAAAUUGUAAUUAUAGGUAUACUGCUCUACGAAAACCACAAAAGCUCCC